UAGAAGGGUCCCAAACUAUACAGAGAUUUGGAUUAUUACGAUACAGUCCUGCAGGGAAAUGGCGGCUGUCAUUCAUAAUCCUCUAAAAUCGCUCGGUGACCAGUUCUAUAGGGAGGCCAUAGAACACUGCCGCAGCUACAAUGCCCGACUUUGUGCCGAGCGCAGUGUGCGUUUACCGUUCCUGGACUCGCAAACAGGGGUGGCACAGAACAACUGCUACAUCUGGAUGGAGAAGCGCCACCGCCAGCCAGGCCAGGCAGCAGGACAGAUGUAUACCUACCCUGCUCGAUGCUGGAGAAAGAAGAGGAGACUCCACCCUCCUCUGGAUCCCCAGCUCCGCCUGUGUGAGCUGCGACUAGAGGCUGAACUGGCCCCCAAGCGUGAGGUGCCCCAAGGGGAAGCCACAGCCCUGGAGGCCCUACUCAGGAGCGACAAUCUGCUGGAGAAAAAAAACAACAUCACUAAGGAGGAGGAGACGUUGCUGGAAAUACAGAGAGUACUGGAGGCAGACGAAAAUGGAGACGGUUUCCAAGAUGACGACGACUUUGAAAUGGACACUCCGAAGAGAAAAAACAGAAACAGAGGCAAAAACAGAGGAUCAAGUCGCAGGAGGACAGAUCCUGCUAACACUGAAGAUCAGGAUAAACCUUACGUCUGUGACAAUAGAUACAAACAAAAGCAUAACUCAAAAAAGACUGAAGAAGUCUGUGGAAAGCGCUACAAGAACCGGCCUGGCCUGAGCUACCACUACACCCACACUCACCUGGCAGAGGAAGAGGGCGAGGAGGAGAAAGAACCAGAGAUGACCCCAUCUCCUCCUAUGAGUGUGGACAACCACAAACCUCAGAAGGGUCCUGAUGGUUCCAUCAUCCCCAACGACUACUGUGACUUCUGCCUGGGGGACCAGGACUCCAACAGGAAGACGGGUCAGGCUGAGGAGCUGGUGUCCUGCUCUGACUGUGGACGAUCUGGUCACCCUACGUGCCUGCAGUUCACGGACAACAUGAUGCAGGCGGUGAGGACGUACCAGUGGCAGUGCAUCGAGUGCAAGUCUUGCAGCCUGUGUGGAACCUCAGAGAAUGAUGACCAGCUGCUGUUCUGUGACGACUGUGACAGAGGAUACCACAUGUACUGCCUGAAGCCUCCAAUGACCCAGCCUCCAGAAGGGACCUGGAGCUGUCACUUGUGUCUGGACCUUUUAAAGGACAAGGCCUCAGCUCAUGGAGAAGCAUAAUGACGUCGUGGAUCAUCUUCACUGCACACAUACACACACACACACACAACAUAUAUUUGUACAUAUACAUGUAAUUGACACAUAUGAGCAAAAGCUUUAUCUCACAGAGAAUUAGACACACACUCGGAUUAAAACACACACUUCACACACACACACACAUACACACAGUGCAUUAGCAGGCUCAGGGCAGUUUCCUGUGUGAGGCGCAUAAAUCCUCUACCUCUCAUGGCCGAACAACACUCCAGAUGCGAACGCCAUCAUCAUGUAUUCUCAACCAGAAGUCCGCUUAGAGCAGGUCGGCCAUUCAGUCACUUCUCUACCUCACCACUCAGCAGAUGGCAGGAAUCCAAAAGCAGGAUUGAAAAAAAGAGUCAAUUCUGUUCUGUGUAGUGCGUGUAGACUGUUGAAACUUGUAACUGGUUUUAAUGUUCAGGCGCAUCAGUGUGUUUUUGGCUUAUAGAGAAGAACUGAAAAUACAUAUAAGGAUUUCAUUUAGAGCACUGAUGGAUCACAAUGAACUCUUUUAUACUAGACCACAGGAAGUUACACCAGCUACCUGCUUUAACGUGGUGUGCAUUCAUUUUAGACCGAGCAUCUGGAUGUUUUCCUCCUGAUUUGACUUAUUUUGAGUGUGAUUUGAAUCAUGCUGCUGUCUGCUGAGGCGGUUUCACUUGGUGUUCCAACUCUACAGUAGGGGAACCUGAGUGGGUUUGACUGAUGUUUGUUUAAAUUUCUCCCUCCAGUCUCUACUACCAGUCUCUCCUGUUCAAACUUUCCAGUGACAUUCCUGAUUUCAUUUCUGGACAGACUCAAUGUUAGAUUUGUCACCAUACACAGUAUUUGUAAAGCUUGGUGAAAUUUAUAUCCAAUGUUAAGAGGAAAUGGGGAGAUAAAACAGCCUUGACUAUAAUUCCCGUUAGAGCAUGUUGACAUUUAAAUCCAUGUCUGUUUUCUGUACUCAUGCAGUUACUGGGUCACCAUUUUAACAUAUCUUUAAAUAGGUGGUGAAACAUCUAUUUAUGCUUUGUCUGUAAUGGUCAAUUAUUACUGUCACGGAGAUCAUUAUUAUUGUAAAUCAGUGGUUCCCAGACCUUUACUGUCAUAUACUCUGUGGAUACCAUGAAGCUCACUGGCCCUUCACCUCACCUGUAGAGUGUUUGUAAAAAUGGACACAGUCCUCUGGUUUCAGAACAAAAUCCUGUUGUGAAGCCUUUAGAUUUGCAAUUUAACCAGUGCCAUGUCAGUCAUUGAUACGUCACAUGCAACCAGGCACCCAUGAAACAUUAUUUACUUAUCGUCUACUGUACAAGACCUGAAACUAUGAAUUGAGACCAUGAAGUUUUUUGCAACCAGAGGAGCUGCCCCCGGUGGCUAUUCAAUACAUCGUUGCUUCCAGGUUGGCCCCAUCUGGCAACACAGAAGACCACGUUCACUUUAUGGUAUAUGACCCCACCACAGCCAAACAUGCAAAUAAGUAGCAUUUCUCAAGUUGAUGCU
Molecule: messenger RNA, 2731 nt
Organism: Solea senegalensis (Senegalese sole)
Lineage: Eukaryota; Metazoa; Chordata; Actinopteri; Pleuronectiformes; Soleidae
Gene: dpf3
Product: D4, zinc and double PHD fingers, family 3
Exons: 12
Coding region: 59-1234 (391 amino acids)
Biological process (GO): nervous system development
Cellular component (GO): nBAF complex
Source: RefSeq, a predicted model, not a curated record